Lytechinus pictus (painted urchin) is the source of this 8198-nucleotide messenger RNA. RefSeq lists its product as uncharacterized. The coding region runs from base 361 to 6036 and encodes 1891 amino acids. The record is from RefSeq and is a predicted model, not a curated record. The transcript is spliced from 13 exons. NCBI's taxonomy places the organism in Eukaryota, Metazoa, Echinodermata, Echinoidea, Temnopleuroida, Toxopneustidae.
GUGUUUAUUCCCAAUAUGCAUGAUGAAUCACCUAGUGCGCUAGCGAGCUGUGUAUACAAUACAAUUGUGCAUAGUCAGUGUACUAGGCUAGUAAACUGUAUUAGUCAUUUGUAAUAAUGGAGGUGUUUCAAAGUGACUCUGAACUAACUGAGGCCUAAAAUUCAAUAGAUUUUGCCUAAUUCUCUCCUAAACAUGAUUGUUUGACUAAUCGAUAUCAUUGUUAAUUUUUGGUUAACUUUGCAGACAAGUUGAUGUUCACUUCAACAAGGUUACUUCAAAUUAUAAAUAUAAAGUUGAAGAAGAGACAGAGAUAGUGGUGAGAUCGAGCUAAAUUGAGAGCUGUAUGUAUGACUGAACAACAUGACUCAUCUACUACGAUAUCUUUUGAUAUUUGGUGAUCGGAAAAAGAAAGUUGAGCUCUCGGUGAGUGAGGAGCUAGAGAAUGUGAAGGUAGAGACAUUGAAACAAAAAGCCAGAGAACUAUUCAAUCUCCAGAAUGUCAUUCUUCAGAUCUGGGACAAGGGGUUUGAAGACUGGGUUGACCUUGACGAGGGUGACCCAACACCCACCAACAGCAGGAUCAAGGUGGAGGUCAACAAAGAAGCCAAAAGUGCGUCGUCCAAUCAAGCAACCGUGAUGGUUGCAAACUGUAAGGUAGGGCCACCAACAGUUCAAGUUCGGCCAUCCUAUCCAGCAUUUGCAUUGACGACUUUGGAAGUUCCUCAAGCAGUUACUUCACCCCCAUCGUCUAUCAAGUUGCAACAACUCUCACAUCCUGUGUCCUCUCCGCAGUCCGUUGUGCUGCCUCAGAGGACGAUGUCUGUUGGUCAAAGACAGUUUGGAACUGAACAACCUAUAGAAUCACAGACCACAGGAAGGACGUCAUCUUUGACUCAGAGUGGGACUGUAGACGUGGGAAGAAGUAGCAAUGACGGGAGUAAUAUUGCCAUGGGAGGCUGUCAACAUUGUUCACCAGUCACUUCGCUUUCCCAAGAUAGAUCAGUCCUCGAUCACAUCCAGCAGUCCUUUUUUCCUUCAAGACUGCCUGAGGAAACUUCAACCCCGUCCCUAGAAGAUACGGCCACCCAAACACCAUCAUUGCAUCAGGAAGACCAGCCAGUUGAAGAAGCUCUGAAUAAAUCUGUACCAGGGCGAUACCUGCAGGGUUUAGUAAGGACAGCUAUCAUUCCUUCACCUGACAAUAUGCCUCACCAAAACACUUCUGCAGAGCAUGGCAACAGACUAGUUGCGGAGACAAUACAGCAGUCUUCUCCUACACCAUGUAUGCAUAACUUACCAACUCAAGAAAUAACAUUUCCUGCAACUCAAGAUAUUGUGACCAACCCACAAACAGCCAUGUGCAUGGCAGAAGAUCAAGAGGAUCAUGUAGUCCAGAAGUCCCUGUCAGGCAUAGGCAUGUCACGUGAGACACCUGAAGACCAAGUUGUUCAGGAGUCAUCUUCUAUGCAUUUGUCCAGAACUGCAAGGAUCCGAGACGAAGUCUUGCAGUGCUCUCAUAAUCCACUUCAUAAGACCACCCCAAGUUAUGUUGAAUACAAACCAAAUUUGAAUGUUUCCCAGGAGGCCCACUUUGCAAAGGAUCCUGCAGGAAGUAUUUCCUACUCUCAAGACCAUGUCCGAUCUCCUAUUUUCCCUGAAGAUGAGUUAACAAAAGCAGGACAACGAGGACAGGAUGAGGAGCAGAUGCCUGAUGGUGAUCAACCUCCAUUACAGGAUCAUAUUGAUCUGUUUCUCACUGAUUACAAACUGCCUUCGUUUCCUGCUGAGAUCAUCCAGAGACUUGACCGUGGUGUAUGUCUGGAACCUAAGGAAAAGUCCAUUAUCCUGGAUACAAUCUUUGAGAGUGUCAUUCCAUUUACAUAUUACCCAUCCAGGUCAGAGUAUACUUACUUGACAAAAAAGCUCUUGGAGCAGUAUCCAAAGCUUCUACCUCAAGUUGGCGCCAUCCAAGAUUUUCAUUAUCAAUGGGAGGCAUGGAGACAGAAAUUGAUGUACAAGUUCAAGAACAGGCGUAAACGCCAGGACAGAGAUGCUCCCAGUGUACGGCACCAUAAGCGCAUGAAGGACGGGGAAUUAGACCAGGACCUGACUGCUUACUCCAACACAGCUCAUGAGGAUAUAAGUUGUCUUGAUGGGGCUGAUGAUGAGGUCUCUGAAGCAAUGGUUGAUGAGGAACUUGCAGGAGUUUGCCAGAAAGACUCUUUAAAAACUUGCAUGGACAAAGAUAUAAAGGCUAAUCAAUGUGACACACAAGAUGUUGCUUCAGAAUGUCCGAAUCAACCGCUGAACCAUCAGCCUGCGAGGAUUCCAGACAGGAAUGACCCUUCUUUAGACCCACCCCAACAAUGUAAACCUGCCCAAUCGCACAACGAUCUUGUAAUGGCCUGUGUCAUGGACUCUGUGUCUUCUUGUGUAGACUUGGAGGAUUCUGGGAUUGCUGAUAAAGGCAUACCCUUGUCUCAGAAGGAUGGCUCUCACCAGGAGCCCGCUUCACACCUCCAAAUUAGAUCUGUCAUAGGUGCCUUCCAGGAGUCUAGUUCAUCAAUGUGUAAUGAAGUUUCCAGGUUACCAAGAAGUAAUUUGCAGAUGUCUGAACACCACACUAAAGACAGUGUUCCUAGCCUUCAACCAACCAUGCCAUCUUCACAAAAUAAACCAACCAUGGAAGUUGAAAUGCUGCCCGGUUGUUCAUCAUUGUAUGGACAGAUUAUAAAGAGUUGUGGCAGUGCACUUCUCUCCUCCAGAGAUUAUUCCACUUCUGUCCAUUCCCACAAGAAUGUACCCUCCAGCACUGGACAAGAGCAGAGGUUGACGGAAGGUCCACGUGCCCAGAGCCCCACUUUCUACUUUCCCGAAAGACCAUCACUCUUUGGUUACAAACUGCCAGAAUUCACUUCUACUAUCAAUCGAAAAAUCAAGAAUUGCAUACCUAUAGAAAGCCAUGAUAGAUCCAUUAUUUUGGAUACGCUGUAUGAAAGUGUCAUUCCCUACACAUUUUAUCCAACUGCUGCAGAUUACAUCUAUUUGACAAGCAUCUUUUUGAAUCAGUAUCCACAGCUUUUUAGCCAGGCCGGACCAUCGCGUGCCGGAGAAGAUCAUUUUGAGGCUUGGAGACAGAAACUGAUGUACAAGUUCAAGAACAAGCGGAAACGCCAGGACCGGGAUGCUGCAGCUGUACAAGAACGUACCCGUAAGAAAACUAGGAAUCCUGAGAGUUUAGAUGAAGGUAGCAGUGGACUUAACUCGGAUGGCAGAGAUCUGGUAACCAGUAAUUUUUCUGACGAUGCUGCUGAUGAUGAUGAUGUCCUGGAAGUGAUGGAUGAUGAUGAAGACAUUGUGAUCAAAGAAGAAGACACUACAUACCAUGUAAUGGCUGCAGAUACAACCAAGGAUGAUGACACACCAAUGAAUGAAGCAGUCCAAGAGUCGCUCUCUGUGCCUAUGAACAGCACUAGGAAUCCUGAUAAAAACCUGCCCUGCUCACAGAAUCAGCAGUCCAACCCACCAAACACUUUACUCUUACAAAACCAUCCAGUCAAGGAAGUCACCCAAGAAUCUAUAUCCAUGCAGCGAUCAGUCUAUCCAAGACCUCCAGAAAUGACCUUACCUUCCUCCCAAGAAGUUUCCCAUAUUCCAGGAGUCAAGGGGAGCGGCCUACCAACCAACUUGGGCAGGGGAGAUAAUCAAAAAGAAACUCACCAAAGACAGAGUUCUCCAACAUUCAGACCAGAAUCUUUGACACUCCAUGAUUAUAAACUCCCAGAAUUUCCUUUUCACAUCAUUCAAAAACUGAGUUGUGGUAUGCAAUUAGCUACCAAAGACAUAUCUACUCUGCUGAACAUCCUCUACGACAGUAUUGUGCCUUACACCUAUUAUCCAUCUGCUUCAACUUACAACUAUAUUACAAAGAUAUUAUUGGAACACUAUCCACAACUUCUCUCCCAGACUGGCCCCAUGAAAGAUUGUCCGGACAGCUGGGAGGCAUGGAGACAGAAAUUGAUGCACAAGUUCAAGAACAGGCGCAAGCGCCAGGACAGAGAUGCUCCCGCUGUACAACAACGAUUCCAUAAGAAGUAUAGGAAUAUUGAUGGACUUGAUGAACUUCCAGGUGCAAGUGAACAAGACUUGAACGAAGGCAGAGAUUCUGAUUGGAUUGAAAAGGAUGAUGAUGAGGGUGAUGUCUUUGAGGUGGAUGAUGAUGAUGAGGAUGAGGAGGACAUUGUAGUUAAAGAAGAAAACACCACUAUGGCUGCAGACACGACCAACCUUGAUAGUCCAUCAGUCAAGAGAACAGUCCAAGAGUCUGUUUCUUUGCCUUCGUACAUCCAGAGUUCAAGGAGCACUGGAAGAAACUUGCCUAGCUGCACUGAAGAUGAUCCAAUUUACCAACCAAGCACUUCAAUGUCACAAGGGAAACUAGUCAAUGAAAUCAUCCUGGAGUCUUGCUUCCCACGACCAUCAAUACAAGUGUCUAGACACCCUCAGACUACCUUGCCUUCCUACCAAGAAGGUCUUCAGAGCACCGAGGAGACCUUCUCAUCAAGCUCAAUGCAAAGAGAGAUGCAGAUAGAAAUAGAACAAAGGAAGCAUGCUCCAACUGUACGACUAGAAAGCUUGAAACUCCAUGAUUAUAGAUUACCGGAGUUUCCUUUCAGCGUCCUUCAUAAACUGGAGCGCGGCGUUCCAUUAGCUACCAAAGACGUAUCUAUCCUCCUCAAUACCAUGUAUGAGAGUAUCAUUCCAUACACCUAUUACCCAACCAAAUCAGACUACAACUACUUUACCAAGAUGUUAUUGGAACAGCAUCCAGAACUUCUCCAAAAUUGUGGCCCCAUACAAGGCAAUUGUCCAGAUAACUGGGAGGCAUGGAGACAGAAAUUGAUGCACAAGUUCAAGAAUAAGCGGAAGCGCCAGGACAGAGAUGCUCCUGCUGUACAACAAAGAGCACAUAGGAAAUUUGAUGAACUAGAAGAAUUCCAAGGUUUCAGAGAAGACACCUUGAAUGAAAGCAGAGAGUGGAUUGGUGGUGAUAAUCUUGAACAGGAUGAUGAAGAUGAGGUCUUUGAUUUGAUGGAUGAUGAUGAGGAUGUUGUAAUUGAAGAGCAAGACACCACAUACCAUGUCAUGGCUGCAGACACAACAGAUCUUAGUUUUCCACCAGUCUCUAGAACAAUUCCAGAAGCUAGUUCUUUGUCUGUGUACAUCCAAGGCUCAGGGAACCCUGAGAGAAACCUACCUGUUUCGCAAGAUGAUCAGAUUCACCGACCAAGUGCUUCAUUUUCACAAACCAGACCCAUCAAGGAUGUAACCCAAGAGUCUAGCUUAUCACAGGCACCAUUGCAAGAUACAAGACUCCCAGAGACAGCCUUGCCUUCCUUCCAAGGAGUUCCUCACUCGGCUACAAUUGAUGAGGACUUGCCACAAAGGAAGAGUCCUGCAACUUUAAGACAGGAAAGAUUGUUUAUGUACGAUUAUAAACUCCCAGAGUUCCCUUCUCACAUCAUUCAGAAACUCGAGUGUGGUAUGCAAUUAGCUACCAAGGACAUUUCUACUCUGCUGAACAUCGUCUAUGACAGUAUUGUGCCAUACACCUUUUACCCCACUACAUCAGAUUACACCUUCUUUACCAAGAUAUUAUUGGAUCGUCACCCAAAGCUUCUCACACAGGCUGGACCCAAGGGAGGCAAUCAUCCUGAUAACUGGGAGGUGUGGAGACAGAAACUGAUGCACAAGUUCAAGAACAAGCGUAAGCGGCAGGACAGAGAUGCUCUAGCUGUACAACAGCGAGCCCACAGGAAGUUUGGGACUUACGACGGACUUGAAGAACUGCCAGGUUCCAGUGGACUACACCUGAGUGGAGGUGACUGGAUAACCAGCAGUUGUCCUGAGGAGGAGGAUGAAGAUGUUGGUGAUGUCUCAGAGCGGAUGGUUGAGGUCAAGGACAUCGUUAUCAAGGAAGAAGACACAGAGUACCAUGUCAUGGCUGCAGACACAACCAAUGUUGGUGACACUUGAAAGCUGUGACCAUUCAGUUAGACGAGGAGUGGGUCAACUGGUUCGAGUGGCUGUUGAUGUCAUCUAGAUGACCCCUGAGGCCAAUGGUGCUGCCCUUUUAACUUUGAGGAUGAUGAAUGAUAGUCACAGAACAAUGUUCCAUAUCUGCUGCUACUAAUAGCACUUGAGAUCAAGGCAUCAUGAUCAUGGGGCCUGUUUCAUUAAACUUGCAAUAACAUUUAAAAGCUACUGAAAUCAUUCAAUAUGGUUGGCUGACAGUGAUUGUUAAUUUCUGAAACAGGACCCAGAGUAUGAAUAAAACAUUAAGUUGAUCCGUCAGCAAGACGUCACAAUCCUGGACCUAUUUAUCUUGAGGACAGCAAUGGGUGACCUUUGACCACUCUUAUUUUUAGCACUAAAGGUCUGCAAAGAUACUCAAUAUUCGUAUUUCCUUUGGUCACCUCAUCAUUAAGAAGACAAGUCAGGAUGAUGACCCUUGACCCCACUCAAAUUAAUAACACCAGAGAUCUGCCAACUUCCAUCCAUUUUCCUAAUGCACCAGGUUGAAGGUCAUCACAAUGACUCUUCUCUCAUAUGGGAAGGCUUAGCCUUAUCUAGGCGGGGAGGGGGAUGCUCUAAGACAACGUAUGAAUUUUGACAAAAGUGUCAUGCUCAUGCGUACCGAUAUUCAAGGCAAUGGGCGGAAAUCCCAGGGGGGACGUGUCCCCCCUACUCAAAAUAGGAGGGGGGACACAAUAUCAAAUGUCCCCCCUACUAUUUGUGGUCUUUUAUGAUGGUAAGAAAUACAUCAUCCAAAAUCGAAAUAAAACAUGUAUGUUAGGACGAGAUGACCAUACUUUUGGGAUGAUAACCUUUUCUUCUUUUUUUUGCUUGUCAAAUUUAUUUUCGUAGAAAUGACCUUAAAUUUUGGGUGAUAACCUUUUUUUUGCUUGUCAAAUUUUCCAGACCCUUGUCCCCCCCCCCCCUACCUUUUGGGAGAGAUUUCCGCCCCUGUUCAAGGCUAAUAUUCUAGGAGCCCUCCCCCCCCCAUUCCCCUGUAUUAUUUAAAAACCAAGAUAGCCCAGCCUAGUCUGGGUUAAAGAUAUGGGGGUGGUGGUUGAUUUUAUGCUUACCACAUAUGUAGUUGUUUUUUAGAUGAAAAAAUGCGUUCAUAUAUGUGGGCAUAAUUAUACUUUUACAUUUUGCAUGAAUGUUAGAUAGACUUUCAUAUUUUUGCCAUAUUACCAGUAAGGGCAAAGUGAAGAAUAGAAUACCACUGUUUAAUGAUAAUGAUUUAUUAUCAUUGUAUCGUUCUUAAUGUGACAGUUUUGAAUCAUUAUUGUGCAUCAAAUCAUAAGCUCAGAAUUGAAGUAAAAAGAAACAAAAAAUCAUUUCAGAAUUCAUGUUUAUUCCAAAAGAUCAAGAGAAGUUAUAAUCCAAAAGUAUAUUGUUGAUGUUGAUUUUGAGUCUACUGCCUUCUUUAAAAGUUCUAGUUAAUGUUUGUUUUUGUAUUUUUUAAUUCUUACUAUUUUUUUUUUUUGGGGGGGGGGGGUGAGUCUUAACAUUUGUUCAGGUUAAAACUAUUCUGACUUCAAAUAUUUUUGUUCCUGUAUCUGUAUAAUUUCCAUUUUUUUGGUGAAUUAUAUUAUAAUAGAAUUCUAUUUAAAUUUAAAAUAUUACUCCUUUUUUCCAUUCCUCAAUAAACUUGAGGUUUAUUUAUCAAGGUUAUCUAAUGAAGAUGUGAAUAUAUCUUAUUUGCUUUUCUUAUAUAUAUAUAUAUAUUAUUUUCCAGAGUGUCUUUAAUUAAAGGAGCAGGAUUUUCUAUGUUCACAUUAUUGCCCUGAAUAUAGAAUAUACGAAAAGGACAAAAAAUAUAUUGGGGCCCUUUGGGGGAGGGGGGUAAUUUGAAUGUUUUUUAUAACUGAUGAUCGAGUGAUCCUAUCUUUUAAUUAAUCACCCAAAAGCUAUUGUGUGCCUGAAUUUGAAUUAUUGUUUGGAUAACACUGCCCCCCCCCCCUUGUCAGUGCAAUCAAUUAGACAUGAAAUAUUUUUAUAUUUUAAUAUUCUCUUUAUAGUUAUAGGAGAAGACAAAUUGUGUUUUCUUGAAUAAUGUUGUGUACAUUGAUACAAACAUAGUGUUGAUUAUAUUUACUAAUUUGUUAUUAAAAUUGUUAAAGAAUGAU